This is a messenger RNA of Pieris napi, 3222 nucleotides long. RefSeq lists its product as uncharacterized. The record is from RefSeq and is a predicted model, not a curated record. Lineage: Eukaryota; Metazoa; Arthropoda; Insecta; Lepidoptera; Pieridae. The transcript has a single exon. Bases 4 to 3069 code for a protein of 1021 amino acids.
GAUAUGAAUUUAAAUCAAUUUAACCCUUUAAGAGGAAAAUCCUUUAUUGAGUUACCACAUGAUAUAAAAAUAAAAAAAGCUGUGAUAAAUGUUAAAAACACUGAUGACGCCUGUUUUAAGUGGGCACUGUUAUCUGCUUUAUUUCCAAUUCAUAAAAAUUCGGAUAGAGUAUCAUCAUACACCAAAUACAGUCAUAAAUUAAAGUUCGGUAAUAUUAAAUUUCCAGUCAAAUUAAAGGAUAUACACAAAAUUGAAAGUCUUAAUAAUAUAAGCAUUAAUGUUUUUGGGUUAGAAUAUAAUGAACAAAGAAAAAAGCAUUGUAUUGUUGGGCCAUUGUAUUUUACAAAGAAUAAAAUGCAGACUCAUAUAAAUUUACUAUAUUUGACACAGGGUAAAAUCGGUCAUUAUUGUUAUAUAAAAAAUAUGUCACGAUUAAUAAGUAGUCAAGUUUCGAAAUCCAAGGAAGCUAUAUAUCUAUGUGACUUUUGUUUACAAUAUUUUUCAACAUCUGAACGUUUAAAUAACCAUCAAAAAAAUGAUUGCAGACAUAUUUGUACACAAAUACCAAGCGUAGAUAAAAAUAAAAAAAAUUGGUGGGGCGAUAUUGUAUCUGAAAAUAAAUUAAGUUUUGAUAAAUUUCAACGUAAAUUGAUGUUACCUUUUGUUAUAUAUGCGGAUUUUGAGGCUUUUUUAAGUCCCUUAGCAUCAUGUUCAAACGAUCCUUUAAAAUCACAUACAAUAAAUGUACAAAAACAUAAUGUGUAUAGUUUUGGAUACUACAUUAAAUGCUCAUACGAUGAUAAAUUGUCUAAAUAUGUAACAUAUACUGGUGAAAACUGUGCUUUAAAAUUGAUGGAAACCCUGAAAGAUAAUUUGACAACAAUUGUUAAAAAAAUUGGUUUCCAAAAAGUUGCUAAUAAAAUAUCACCAAUUCAGCAAGAUAUAGUUAGCAAAUCUAUUCAUUGUUAUAUUUGUAAUAAAAUUUUGUGUGGGAAUUCAAUGAUUUACCACGAUUGGUUUACUGGGGAAUUUGUUGGGGUCAUACAUAAAGUUUGUUCAGAAAAAUUUAGAGUACCUUACACUAUACCAGUCUUCUUGCACAAUUUAAGCCAUUAUGAUGCACAUUUUAUCGUACAUGCCUUAAACUUUGAUGAAGGUCAGGUAGAAGUUCUCCCACAAAACAAAGAAAAAUACAUAUCAUUUUCAAAGGUUCUUAAAAUCAAUAACAGUAAUGUAACUUUACGUUUUGUGGAUUCCCUAAAAUUUUUACCCAGUAGCUUAGAUACUUUAGCAAAAAAUUUAACAAAAAAUAAUUUUAAUGAAUUAUCAAAAUGCUUUCCCAAUUCAGAAGACUUUAAACGGCUGACUAAAAAAGGUGUAUUUCCAUAUGAAUUUAUUAAAGAUUUUGAUACAUUAAACUACAAUCAACUUCCAGAUCUUCCACACUUUUACAGUAGUCUCACAGAUUCCAUUAUUUCUAAUGAAGAUUACAACCAUGCCAAAGAUGUUUGGAAUCAUUUCAAUUGUAAAAAUAUGUUGGAUUAUUCAAAUCUUUAUUUAAAAACUGAUGUUUUAUUGUUAGCAGAUAUUUUUGAAAAUUUUAGGCGUGUUUGCAUUAAAACGUACGAUUUAGACCCGGCUCAUUACUACACAGCACCUGGAUUAAGUUGGGAUGCUAUGUUAAAACAUACUAAAACAGAGAUUGAAUUACUUUCUGAUAUAGAUAUGAUUGCUUUUAUUAAAUCAGGAAUUCGUGGUGGUGUUUCGCAAUGUAGCACUCGCUAUGCAAAAGCAAAUAAUGUUUACAUGUCUGACUAUAAUGCGAAAGAUAAAGAGUCAUUCUUAAUGUAUUUCGAUGCCAAUAAUCUAUAUGGUUGGGCAAUGUCACAAUAUCUACCUACAGGUGGUUUUGAGUGGGUUAGUGCUGAUACAGAUUUUAAUGUUAGUUGUUCAUCAGAUAUAGGUUUUAUCUUAGAAGUAGAUCUGGAGUAUCCGGUGGAUUUACAUGAUAAACAUUCAGAUUUACCUCUUUGUCCAGAAAAUAUACCAGUUGGGGACGCUAAGGAAAUUAGAUUGAUUCCAAACUUAAAUAAUAAAUCCAAAUAUAUUAUUCAUUAUCGAAAUUUAAUUCAAUGUUUGAAAAUGGGUUUAAAAUUAUUAAAAGUUUAUAGAAUAUUAAAAUUUAAGCAGAGUCCAUGGUUAAAGAACUAUAUAGACCUUAAUACACAAUUAAGAACUCGAGCUAAUUCUGAUUUUGAGAAAGAUUUCUAUAAACUCAUGAACAACGCAGUUUUUGGUAAGACUAUGGAAAAUAUUGAGAAACGAGUUAACGUUAAACUGUUAACCCACUGGGAAAAUAGGGGCAAAGUAUUGGGGGCUGGGGAUCUAAUUGCUCAACCACAUUUUCACAGUGUUUCAAUAUUUUCUGAUAGUCUUGUUGCAAUUCAAUUAAACAAAAUGAAAUUAAUUUAUAAUAAACCUAUUUAUCUCGGAUUUUGUAUAUUAGAUAUAUCUAAAACGCUGAUGUAUGAUUUCCACUAUAAUUACAUGAAAGAGAAAUUUACUUCAAAUCUGAAACUACUGUAUACAGAUACUGACAGUCUCAUUUAUCAAAUAUUUACUAGUAACUUUUAUAAUGAUAUAAAGCCAGACAUUUGUACACAUUUCGAUACAUCAGAUUAUAAUCCAAACAAUGUUUUUAAUUUUCCUCAAGUAAAUAAGAAAAAAUUAGGUUAUUUCAAAGAUGAAAAUUGUGGUAAAAUCUUUACAGAAUUUGUGGGUUUGCGAUCAAAAAUGUAUGCAUUACAGGUAGAUGAUAAAAUUAUUACUAAGGCGAAGGGUGUUAACAAAUGUGUCACUCAAAAAUUAACGUUGGAUAAUUAUAAGUCAUGUUUGUUUAAUAAAAACGUACAGCAUUGUAAAAUGUAUCGGUUUAGAUCAUUAAAACAUACAAUUUUUACACAGGAAAUAAAUAAGGUGUGUUUAUCUUUUAAUGACACAAAGCGGUACAUUUUACCAAACAAAAUCGAUACGUUACCUAUAGGUCAUUACCAAAUCAAUAGUAUGUAAUUAAGUAUUGUAAAUAUAACAAAUUGUAAAUUUUUAUGUAAAAUAAAUUUGUUUUGUACAUGUAUAAUGUAUAAACGUGUACUGUACAUUAAUAUUGUGAUAUAACACUUACAUUUUUUGUAUAUUUCAUAUAAAUAAAUUGUUUUUAAAAUA